This is a messenger RNA of Microthlaspi erraticum, 1029 nucleotides long. The record is from the annotation of a GenBank genome assembly. NCBI's taxonomy places the organism in Eukaryota, Viridiplantae, Streptophyta, Magnoliopsida, Brassicales, Brassicaceae.
AUGAAACCGAGUGUGGAGUUUGGUACAAAGAAGACCACUGUUCCAAACAACGGUACUUCUAAACCAAUAACAUCUCAGAUUUGGUCCAAAUCUGGUACAUGUCCGGAUGGGACAAUACCGGUUCGUAGAGUCAGUAGAGAAGACAUAAGAAGAGCCUCUUCACCGUCUCACUUUGGAAGAAAAACUCCUCGCACGUACAACUUUCUCGACAGCGCACUUCAACGCAAGGCCAAUUCCAAUUUAACAGCUGAACUCAUAUCCCUACCCCGCCAAAAGGACCGAUCGGAGGCGAUCCUUCUCACUCUAGGGUACAAUUAUCUUGGCGCUCAAUCCGAUAUAAAUGUUUGGAACCCUCCAAGAGUUCAGCCUCACGACUACAGCUCUGCCCAAAUCUGGCUGCUUGGUGGCCUCUCGGGUGAAUUCGAGAGCAUAGAAGCUGGUUGGGUGGUGAAUCCAGGCGUUUUCGGAGACUCGCGCACACGUCUCUUCACCUACUGGACUAAAGAUUCAUACACUAAAACAGGCUGCUUCAACCUCUUAUGCUCCGGUUUUGUGCAAACAACUACUAAAUUCUCCCUCGGUGCAGCCGUAGAACCUGUUUCGACUACCUCGCAUGACCAAUAUCACAUCUCUGUUGGCGUGUUCCUGGAUCCACACACCGGGCACUGGUGGUUGACUAUCGAAAACACCGUGGUGGGAUACUGGCCGGGGAAACUCUUCUUCUACCUCAAACGCAGCGCCACCGCAGUGCAGUGGGGUGGAGAAGUGUAUAGCCCUAACGUGAUGAAGAAGCCACACACAAGAACUUCAAUGGGAAGUGGACAAUGGGCAUAUGACCUCUUUGGCGAGGCUUGUUUCCAAACCAACAUUAGGAUCAAAGACAAUUCCUUGCAGAUCAAGUAUCCCGAUAAUUUGGCAGAGUACUCUGAUGAGGUCUAUUGCUAUUCUACAAAGCUUUACCGGGAAACGUAUAAAUUAGAGCCCGCUUUUUACUUUGGAGGACCUGGCCAGAAUCGUCGUUGUCCUUGA